AUGAAUAACUUAACUGUAUCUUGUGCAACAAAAGACCUAAUAGAGCAAAUAGCUAUAUUAUUACAAGAAAUCAUUUCAACAGUAAAAAGUAAUGAUAAUGAUAGCUAUUGGCCAGAAGAAACUCAACAACCACCCCCAAA
This is a messenger RNA of Racocetra fulgida, 140 nucleotides long. NCBI's taxonomy places the organism in Eukaryota, Fungi, Glomeromycota, Glomeromycetes, Diversisporales, Gigasporaceae. The record is from the annotation of a GenBank genome assembly.